This is a messenger RNA of Linderina pennispora, 1122 nucleotides long. RefSeq lists its product as uncharacterized. Lineage: Eukaryota; Fungi; Kickxellomycota; Kickxellomycetes; Kickxellales; Kickxellaceae. The record is from RefSeq and is a predicted model, not a curated record. The transcript is spliced from 2 exons. The coding region runs from base 1 to 1122 and encodes 373 amino acids.
AUGGCGAUGCCGAUUCAGCUCAACAACAUUUUGAAUGACCUGCAGAAGCUGGGCGAUCCACUGAUGGUAUAUCUGCUGCCGGGCAGCAACCAGCCGAUCACAGUGACACCGCAGGGCGACAACACGGCUAGCAACCAGCAGAAGGUCGGCAACAAGCCGUCGAGCUCUGCCGUGACCACUUCGGCUGCUCCUGCGCCCAGCACAUACCUGCAGGUGUCGUCGGCCGCGCCGACCUCGUCGCCGUCUUCGUCCUCGGAAGAGGCCAAGCCCACUCAUGGUAGCAACGACAACUCGUCGUCGGGCUCCAGCGGCGGUAUUCCCGAUGGGCAAGGCAAUAGCUUCAACACGCCGUCGGGUGCUGUGCGCUUCCCAUGGAACCACAACAACGCCGACAACGUGGUCCCAAUCACCCCGCAGUCGUUGAAUGGCGGCUGGGCCAUGUCGCCCGACCAGUCGUGCAAGCCGGGAGGCUGGUGCCCGUACGCAUGCGCUCCAGGAUACUACUCGGCGCAGUGGGAUCCGAGCGCCUCGGCCUACAACGGCGCUGGCUCAAUGAACGGCGGUCUGAAGGCUGACGCUAACGGCAAGCUGUCGAAGCCGUUCCCUGACCGUCCGUUCUGCGAAUCCGGAAUGAUGAAUGCCCACAUUGAGAACAAGCUCGGCCAGUCGGUUUCUGCCUGCCAGACCGUGUACCCCGGUAACGAGGCCAUGAUCAUUCCGUCCGUCGCAUCUGCCGGCGGCUCAGUACAGCUCAACGUCGUGCCCAAGUCCUACUGGCUCGGCGUCUCCUCGCAGUUCUACGUCAAUCUGGCUGGUUCCGACGCCUCCCAGUGCAUCUGGGGCAACGACGACAAGCCGAUUGGCAACUGGGCUCCGUACAUCUUUGGCGGUGGCCAGGCAGCUGACGGCAACACGUACAUCAGCGUGCAGUUCAACCCGCUGUACACCUCCAAGGGCUUCAAGGUUUCUGAUGCCUACAACGUGCGCAUCGAGUGCACGUCGGGCAAGUGCAACUUCCCCAAUAGCGGAGAGUGCAAGUGCGAGGGCGGCAAGUGCUCUGUCGACAACGGAUGCACUGUUACUCUGCCACAGGGCGCUCAGGCCAAGUGGGUCCUCUACUAA